Molecule: messenger RNA, 6751 nt
Organism: Phyllostomus discolor (pale spear-nosed bat)
Lineage: Eukaryota; Metazoa; Chordata; Mammalia; Chiroptera; Phyllostomidae
Gene: DLG1
Product: discs large MAGUK scaffold protein 1
Exons: 24
Coding region: 2107-4572 (821 amino acids)
Biological process (GO): neurotransmitter receptor localization to postsynaptic specialization membrane; chemical synaptic transmission
Cellular component (GO): neuromuscular junction; neuron projection; postsynaptic density membrane
Molecular function (GO): kinase binding
Source: RefSeq, a predicted model, not a curated record
ACCCCAAGUUGCUGGGGAUAAAAGUAGUAAAUACAAAAUACAUUCUCAAGUCUUGCUCUGUUGGAGUUUUGAAUCCAAAUAAUUCAGAAAUUGAAACAUGAAUGUUAUAAGUGGAAGGACUCUUACAAGCCAUUGCAGGGUUUUAAAAAAUAUUAUAAAAGGGGAAAUUGAGACUCCUCAAAAGAAAAUCACUGUUCAAAUUUGCAUAGUCUUCUGGCUCUUGGGAGAGUGAUUUUUCAAACUCUACUGUUAAGAGGUCUGCUAAACUUAAGAAUGCCUUUCUCACUGGGAUAGACUUUUAGAUAUAAUAGAAACUUCAGAUAAAGACAUUUCAGAAUAUAUAGAGAGAAACAACUGAAAGAGUUUCACAUACCUCUUCAUUUUCCCUUACAGAAAGCAGUGCCUAGUCAGUACUUAGAUACUAUUUAUAUUGUUUUCAGUAAUCUUCUUAAAAUGUGAUAAAUUUUAUUUAAGGAGUCAUGUGCAUUAAGUGAGCUUUUACUCUUUCAUGUUGGGAGCAAAUGAUUUUUGAAUAGCUGGGAAGAAGGGGAUACUAAAGGAUGUGUUCACCCAUGAUAAAAUGUAUUUCCGGUCAUACCCCUCCACAUCCCUCCAACAAGCCUUAUAGGUCGGUUGGUUGGGAGGUAGGUAGGUAGGUAGAACUACUGUUUAUUGAUCACAUAACAAGGUUGGCAUUAUUUUAAGUGUUGUGCAUGUAUUACUUCAUUCAACCCUUACAACAGUUCCAGCAGACACUGUUCAAGGUAAAGCCCCACUGCAUAUGUCUCAGGUGUAUCCUGUUAGGUUUGAAACAAAAGGCUAUCACCUGGUAGCCAUCAAUAAUAGUAAUAAAAAUAAUGAUGCUUACUUAUUAUGUGAUAGGUACUAUCUAAGUGAUAUACAUGUAUUAACUCUUUCUCAUAACCCUUAUAGUGUAACUUGGUUUAGUAUGAAAGUUGCUGAUACAGCCCAUGCUGCUUGAAUUGUUAGGAUAAGUAGGGUAUAAGAAGCAAAUGGAAUAGCUCAGUUGUUUGAUUUUGAGGUUAUUCAUAAUGUUUGUAGACUCUGAGAAAAUCUUGUGGACUUUGAGAAAUUGUAAGUAAUACUCUUCUUUAUUAUACAUUUUAACAGGGGAUUGUGGUUACAGGCUUAGGAGACUGGAAGCUAUUUGCAUCUCGUGUUUCAUCCCCAUUAGCCUAUCUGGCUCUAUUUGCAAUGAUCUUGAGGACAGUACAGUGAAUUCACGAAGAUAGACUACUUCUGGGUUAAAAACAAAGUUUUCUUGAGUUUGAAAUGGUACAUAGUUAUAAUUCUCUUUUCAUGGUAUUGAUUUAUUUUAUUUUUGGCAAGAACUUAGGCUAAAUAGAUUUAGUAAGGCAUUACAGUUAAAAUCUGGCUUCAUUGGUAAAAUGUGGGGUUUUUUAGUAAAGAGAGAAUAGGUAAGUUUUAGAUAUAUUUUAAAUUAUUGCAUUUUGUUCUUCCAUCACCCCUUCUCAAAAAUGUCACAUGGAACAUUCCAUUCAUUACUGCCUGAGAAAGUCAUUACUUUGCAAGCUGCAGUUACUGAAAUGGUAUAGUGGAAGAAAUGUUUACUUGCAUUUUUUGUUUGUUUUUUGCUUUUUUUUUCCCCAUUUGGAAAUUGUCUUGAAUAUCCAAACUGUAGCAAACAAGAAGAAGCAGAUUUAAAUUUAUAUCGGAGAAACCUCUUUGUGGAGCAUUUCGUCAGAUGACUCAUUGUCAACCUCCUAUCUUAAAAAGAGGAAUUAAUGAAAUAGCAUCUGAAGCAGCAGUGAACUCUUAUGGAAUAAACCCUGAUAUCUUCCACAGUGGUUUGUGGAAUAAUUUCAAUUUCUUCAGAUACAGAUUACAUAAAGAAGAUUGUAGGGCACAUGACACGUUCUGGUUUCUUGUAUUUCAGAUAGUAAAAAAAUUGCUACCUCUAAGAAUGGAUCCUGGAGAGAUCUUAUCACAGUUAAAACUUUCAUCUAUGGUUUUCAUCUUACAACUUCCCUUUAAUUUUUAUUUAUAAUGUUUUAUUCAUAUAGGCAGCUUAGAAUAAUUUGUGAUAAACUGCUUUAUGUAUAAAAUCAUUGCAAUGGUAGAGUAAUGGAUUGCCUGUGCAUUGUAACCACAAAGAAAUACCGGUAUCGGGAUGAAGAUACACCUCUUCAAGAGCACAUUUCCCCACAAAUCACUAAUGAGGUGAUAGGUCCAGAACUGGUUCAUGUUUCAGAGAAAAACCUGUCAGAAAUCGAGAAUAUCCAUGGAUUUGUUUCUCACUCUCAUAUUUCACCAAUAAAGCCAACAGAAGCUGUACCUCUCUCUCCUCCCACUGUCCCUGUGAUCCCUGUCCUGCCAGUCCCUGCUGAGAAUACUGUCAUCCUACCCACCAUACCACAGGCAAAUCCUCCUCCAGUACUGGUCAACACAGAUAGUUUGGAAACACCAACUUAUGUUAAUGGCACUGAUGCAGAUUAUGAAUAUGAGGAAAUCACACUUGAAAGGGGAAAUUCAGGGCUUGGUUUCAGCAUUGCAGGAGGUACAGACAACCCACACAUUGGAGAUGACUCAAGUAUUUUCAUUACCAAAAUCAUUACAGGGGGAGCAGCUGCACAAGAUGGAAGAUUGCGGGUCAAUGACUGCAUAUUGCGAGUAAAUGAAGUAGAUGUUCGUGAUGUAACACAUAGCAAAGCAGUUGAAGCAUUAAAAGAAGCAGGAUCUAUCGUACGCUUGUAUGUAAAAAGGCGGAAACCAGUAUCCGAAAAAAUAAUGGAAAUAAAGCUCAUUAAAGGUCCUAAAGGUCUUGGAUUCAGCAUUGCUGGAGGUGUUGGAAAUCAACAUAUCCCUGGGGAUAAUAGCAUCUAUGUAACCAAAAUAAUUGAAGGAGGUGCUGCACAUAAAGAUGGUAAACUUCAGAUUGGAGAUAAACUUCUAGCGGUGAAUAGUGUGUGUUUAGAAGAAGUUACUCAUGAAGAAGCAGUGACUGCUUUAAAGAACACAUCUGAUUUUGUUUACUUGAAGGUAGCAAAACCCACAAGUAUGUAUAUGAAUGAUGGCUACACACCACCUGAUAUCACCAACUCUGCUUCUCAGCCUGUUGAUAACCAUAUUAGCCCAUCAUCCUACUUGGGCCAGACACCAGUAUCACCAGCCAGAUACUCACCUGUUUCAAAAGCAGUGCUUGGAGAUGAUGAAAUUACACGAGAACCUAGGAAAGUUGUUCUUCAUCGUGGCUCAACAGGCCUUGGUUUCAACAUUGUAGGAGGUGAAGAUGGAGAAGGAAUAUUUAUUUCCUUUAUCUUGGCUGGAGGACCUGCUGAUCUUAGUGGAGAACUCAGAAAAGGAGAUCGUAUUAUAUCGGUGAACAGUGUUGACCUCAGAACUGCCAGCCAUGAACAAGCAGCAGCUGCUUUGAAAAAUGCUGGCCAGGCUGUCACAAUUGUUGCACAGUAUCGACCUGAAGAAUACAGUCGUUUUGAAGCAAAAAUACAUGAUUUACGGGAGCAGAUGAUGAAUAGUAGCAUUAGUUCAGGCUCAGGUUCUCUUCGAACUAGCCAGAAGCGAUCCCUGUAUGUCAGAGCCCUUUUUGAUUAUGACAAGACUAAAGACAGUGGCCUUCCCAGUCAGGGAUUGAACUUCAAAUUUGGAGAUAUCCUCCACGUUAUUAAUGCUUCUGAUGAUGAAUGGUGGCAAGCCAGGCAGGUGACACAAGAUGGUGAGAGUGAUGAAGUUGGGGUGAUUCCAAGUAAACGCAGGGUUGAGAAGAAAGAACGGGCUCGAUUAAAAACAGUGAAAUUCAAUUCGAAAACAAGAGGAGAUAAAGGGGAGAUCCCUGACGACAUGGGAUCAAAAGGCCUGAAGCAUGUAACUUCUAAUGCCAGCGAUAGUGAAAGUAGUUACCUAAUCUUGAUUACAGAUGAGUAUGGCUGCUCAAAAGGUGGUCAAGAAGAAUAUGUCUUGUCAUAUGAACCAGUGAAUCAACAAGAAGUUAAUUACACUCGACCAGUGAUCAUAUUGGGACCUAUGAAAGACAGGAUAAAUGAUGACUUGAUCUCAGAAUUUCCUGACAAAUUUGGAUCAUGUGUUCCUCAUACAACUAGACCAAAAAGAGAUUAUGAGGUUGAUGGAAGAGAUUAUCAUUUUGUGACUUCAAGAGAGCAGAUGGAAAAAGAUAUACAGGAACAUAAAUUCAUUGAAGCUGGCCAGUAUAACAACCAUCUGUAUGGAACAAGUGUUCAGUCUGUGCGAGAAGUAGCAGAAAAGGGCAAACACUGUAUCCUCGAUGUGUCUGGAAAUGCCAUAAAGAGAUUACAGAUUGCACAACUUUACCCAGUCUCCAUUUUUAUUAAACCCAAAUCCAUGGAAAAUAUCAUGGAAAUGAAUAAGCGUCUAACAGAAGAACAAGCCAGAAAAACGUUUGAGAGAGCCGUGAAACUGGAACAAGAAUUUACUGAGCAUUUCACAGCUAUUGUACAGGGUGAUACUCUGGAAGACAUUUAUAACCAAGUGAAGCAGAUCAUAGAAGAACAGUCUGGUCCUUACAUCUGGGUUCCAGCAAAAGAAAAGUUAUGAGGACUGAUGUUUCUGUUUCUCUUUUCCACAAUGUAAUUUUCUUUGACAUUUCUUUGCCCUUUGGAGCCUGUCUUCAGUACUCCUUCCAUUUUGAAUCAUAUCCCACUCAUCAUGGUCUCAGUUGCACUUAUUUUUGACAUCUAGUGUCUCCUUCAAGUUGUAGCAUCUGUAUUAUUUUAUGUCACUGUUGGUUUGUGGCCAUUUUUCAGAACUGAAGAUGGAAUGGCCUGACCAGCUAUUAAGGAUUUGGGAAGAUGAGGAAAUUGUGGUAAAAUUCCUUAAUGUUUAAGGGGAAGUAACUUUAAAAGAUUUUCAGAAAAGCUUUAUAUACAUUUUUUUCAGAUUUCAAUAUCAAUGAAAGAAAAGUGGUUUUAAUCAAUGAUUUAGUAAAUUUGGAGCAACAAUGCACGCUUAACUUUAAUAGCAUGGUUUGGUCAAUAUAUAUUAGCUCUCAGAUUUUUUUCUCAAUUGAUUCUGUUAUCACAACAAAUACUUCAUUAUAGAGAAGAAAUAAGGAAAGACAGUUUUUUAAUUUCGAAAUUAAUGUCUGGGUUAACAUUCAUAAUUUUAAAAGGGAUAUUCAUUUUUCAUAAGAGUUGUUAAUGUCUUUUAUUGUUUGAGGAUUUUUUUUUUCCAAAACACCUGCUAGAGAUAACAGUGUUUAAAUGGUUUUAAGCUACUUCUACAACACUGUUUGUAGCGUCUCACAAAAAUUAUCCACACAUAAUGAGCAUCACAUUUCUGAAUUGAGGCCAUGGUUAGAUAGAUGCUAGGGGAGCUCACCCUUUACGCAUAAGGUUGAGAAAAUUUCAAAGAUAUAAACACAGAAAAAACAGACAUUACAUUGAUAUAAUAAUCAUUAUGACAGUGUAAAAGGAGUCCAACUCAUAAUCCAAAACUUUAAACAUAAUCUUAGGAGUCAUAUUUUAAUGAAUAUUUACCCACAAUAACUGCUUAUUUUGUUAUAAUAAAAAAUAUAUAUAAAUAUAUAUAUAUGAAACUUUCUUUAAACUCUGUAACUAUGGGAAUUAUUUUUACAUAGUUGCGCACACAAACAUAUAUAUUUAAAAUAUAUUUCUUUUGCCACCUACUCUUUUUGUUUGUUUUUUAAAUUAAAUAUUAACUGAUUAGACUUUAUUUUCCUUAAUCAUGUGAACAGAAAACAGUUACGGAAAGUGGUUAUGGAAAGAAACCUCUUGGGAAAUUAGAUUACAAGUAUGGGCGUGUGUUCUCCUCUUUUCUAUAAAAGUUUUCAAAUGGUUCCUGGUUGGUUGGUUUUUGUUCCUGUUGUUCUUGUUAUUGGGUUUGAAUUUGGUCCUCUGCCUCUCCUUCCAGUUCUCCUUUCAUUAAUAGGCAAAGAGUCAAAAGCUUCCUGUGUGUGUUUUCCCUCUCAGAAUGCACAACUUUUGUCUCUCGUGGCUGCUCUGUACUAGAGUUGUGCAAAUCUUCAUGGUGAGCAAUUUCAAGAAAUUUUAGUGAAAGAUAUUUCAGAAAUCAAUUUCUCUGGUCUUUUAUACUAAUAAUAUUGUUUAGCUGCCCAUUGCUUUUUUGGCAUUGUUUAUUAAAUAUGUUUUUGAAACCUCCAUAUUACAAUUUCUUAAAUGAGUACUAGUUUGUAAAGAAUUAUCAUUAUUAUCCAUUCCAUUCAUGAGAAAGAGGAGAACAACUAAUAAACUUUAUUGUAAAAUUCAUGUUAAAUGUGUCUUGAAUUCUGAAAGAAAAAAUUAUUUUACAAGCUAACAUCUUCUUGUAAAAGUUUGAUGUAUCACAUAAUUUUUAAACUGUAUUCAAGAGCUAUUAGGCAAGUGAGUUGAAAUUUCUCCUGUAGGCUUUGGGAUUAAGUAUGUUAACACACUGAACUGUAUUCUAUAGCUCUUAAAUUAAAUACAGUAGAUUGGUACCAAACUUAAUAUGCAAGAAGAAAAUCAUUGUAAAAUAAUUCAUAAGCCCCAGAAAUUACCUUACAGCAAAACCUCCACAUAAGCCAUUUGGAAGUAUUUACUGGUCAUAUGUUAUUAAAAAAGAGGUUAUAAAAUGAUGCCAUUUAUGUGUCAGAGUAUAUCAUAUUGCUUUAUGGAUUACCUUGCUAGGUGAUUUCUUGGGGGGGUAAGAAAAUACAGUUGACCUUUCAACAGCAUGGGUUUCAACUGUAGAGGUCCACUAUAUAUGUGGAUUUUUU